CGCGGGCCAGGCGGGAAGGCGGCGGGCAAGAUGGCGGCGGCGCUGCCGGAGCGGAGCUGCCUGGAGCUGAGCGCGGCCGCUCGGGGCCCAGCGCGGCGCCUCCCGGAGCUCGGCUUCACCCCCCCGGGCACGGCCCCGCUCCCCGCCGGCCGCUACGGGGACAGCGCGGGCGGCUUCUGCUACCGGGACAGCGCCCAGCUGGCGGCCGGCACCAGGAACCGCUUCGUGAGGUGGACCACAUCCGGAGACGCCGUGGAGCUGGUGGAGGAGUCCCUGGACGUGAACCUGCUCCACAACGCCGUGCGGCUCCGCAUCCACGGCUGCCCCCUGCUCCCCGGGGGGGUGCACGCCUGCGAGACGCAGAGCCACCUGGUGCUGCUGCUGCUCACCGGGCAGAGCGUGCACCGCCUGCUGCUGCCGCACCCCUGCCGCCUGCAGCGCAGCGAGCUGAUCACAGAGAGCCAGAUGCAGUCGGUGUUUGCAGACAUUGGCAAGAGCAGCUUCAGGGACCCUGUGAAUUACUGCGUGAUUCCCAACGUGCCAGGCCUGGCACCCAGCUCCGUUGCCUCCGCAGCGUGGCUCAGCAGUGAAGGGGAAGCUCUCUUUGCCCUGCCCUCGGCUGCAGGAGGGAUCUUUGUCCUUAAGCUGCCUCCUCACGAUGCACCAGGAGCAGUUUCCAUUGUGGAACUGAAGCAGAGCUCAGUGGUGCAGCGGUUCCUCACCGGCUGGAUGCCAACAGCCAUCAGAGGCGACUGCGGCCCCUCGGACCUGCCCAUCAGCCUCUCCGUGCACUGCCUCGACCACGACGCCUUUCUCUUUGCUCUCUGCCAGGACCAUAAGCUUCGGAUGUGGUCCUAUAAGGACCAAAUGUGCCUGAUGGUUGCAGAUCUGCUGGAGUUCAUGCCGGUGAGCAGGGACCUGAGGCUCGCGCUGGGGACCAGCCACCGCCUGCGCUUGGCCUUCUCCCCAUCCCUGGGGCUUUACCUCGGCGUCUACAUGCACGCCCCCAAGUGUGGGCAGUUCUGUGUCUUCCAGCUGGUGAGCACCGAGAGCAACCGCUACAGCCUUGACCACAUCUCCUCCCUGUUCUCUUCCCAGGAGACUCUCAUUGACUUUGCCUUAACCUCCUCGGAGAUCUGGGCGCUGUGGCACAACGAGGAGAACCAAACUGUUGUGAAGUACAUCAACUUUGAGCAGAACGUGGCAGGCCAAUGGAACCAGGUCUUUGUGCAGCCGCUGCCUGAGGAGGAGGUGACGGUUCGACACGACCAGGACCCCAGGGAAACCUACCUGGAGUAUCUCUUCACACCAGGCCGCUUCAGCAAUGCAGCCAUCCAGAAGGCUUUGCAGAUCUUUUCUCAAGGAACAGAGAGGCACAUGGAUCUGACAUGGGAUGAGUUAAAGAAAGAGGUUACCUUGGCUGUGGAGAGCGAGUUCCAGGGCAGUGUGACAGAGUACGAGUGCUCCCUGGAGGAGUUCUGGCAGCUGCAGGUGGAAUUCUGGUCCAAGUUCUAUGCGUGUUGUCUUCAGUACCAAGAAGCUCUGGCGAGGCCCUUGGCCCUGCACUUGAAUCCCCACACGGGCAUGGUGUGCCUGCUCAAGAAGGGCUCCCUGUCUUUCCUCGUGCCCUGCUCCUUGGUGGACCAUCUCUAUCUCCUCUCUAACGAGCACCUCCUCACUGAGGACGACGCUGCCAUCUUUGAUGAUUUGGAGAUGUCUCGUGAUGUUGUCUGUCUUGUCCAGUGCCUUCGCCUGAUCGGAGAAUCAAUUUCCAUGGAAAUGGCUUUCCUCAUGGAAAUGGCUUGCUCCCGCCUCCAGCCUCCAGAAAAGGCUGCAGAGCAGAUCCUGGAGGACUUGAUAGCUAAUGACACGGAGAACGUGAUGGAGGAUAUCCACAGCAAACUGCAGGAGAUCAGGAACCCCAUCCACGCCAUCGGAGUGCUCAUCCGAGAAAUGGACUACGAGACGGAUGCUGACAUGGAAAGAGCUCAUCACCUAAGUAUGCGCCUGAACCUCACCCAGCUCUAUGGGAGCGCUAUGGCUGGCAGCGUGGUUUGCUGGGGGGUGUGUAAAGUCGCCUCCAUCCGCUUCCUGAUCUGUCGGGACCUGUUGGUCCUCCAGCAGCUGCUCCUUCGCCUUGGAGAUCCUACGGUUUUGGGAGGGGGACAACUGUUCCAGUCCCAGCAGGACCUGCUGCACCGCACCUCUCCCCUGCUGCUCUCCUAUUACCUGAUCCGGUGGGCGAGCCAGUGCCUGGCCUCCGACGUCCCUGUGGACACCCUGGAAUCUAAUCUGCAGCAUCUCUCUGUGUUGGAGUUAGCAGACACCACUGCUCUGACAGCCCAUAGACUGGUAUCCAGCCCUCAGACAAUCGUGGAGCUGUUCUUCCAGGAGGUGGCCAGGAAGCACAUCAUCUCUCGCCUCUUCUUGCAGCCAAACACCACCUUGGCUGAAACAAGCUUGAACUGGCCCCAUCUCAUCACAGCCAUAGUGGCUGACUUCCUGCCCCUGCUAUGGCCCAGCAACCCCAGUUUCCUAUUCCCAGAGUGCCUGAUGGGGAACUGUCAGUACACCCAGCUCCAGGAAUACAUUCGCCUCCUGCAGCCAUGGUGCCACGUGAACAUGGGCUCCUGCUGCUUCAUGAUGGGCAGGUGCUACCUGGUCAUGGGUGAGGGCCACAAGGCUUUGGAUUGCUUCUGCCAGGCUGCCUCGGAGGUGGGGAGAGAAGAGUUCUUGGACAGGCUGAUCCAGCCUGAGGAGGGGGAGAUGGUCUCCACUCCACGCCUGCAGUACUACAGCAAGGUUCUGUGCUUGCUGGACAUGGUGGGUUUGCCAGAGCUGGUCAUCCAGCUGGCCACCCUGGCCAUCAUGGAGUCAGCGGAUGACUGGAGGAGCCAGGCUACUUUGAGGACUUGCAUCUUCAAACAUCACUUGGAUUUGGGACACAACAGCGAAGCAUAUGUAGCCCUAACGCAAAACCCCGAUCCGGGCAGGCAGCUGGACUGUCUACGCCAGCUAGUGGUGGUGCUGUGCGAGCGCUCCCAGCUCCAGGACCUGGUGGAAUUCCCUUACGUGAACCUCCACAACGAGGUGGUGGGCAUCAUCGAAUCUCACGCUCGGGCCGUCGACCUGAUGACCCACAACUACUAUGAGCUGCUUUAUGCUUUCCACAUCUACCGCCACAACUACCGCAAGGCUGGCACGGUGAUGUUUGAGUACGGGAUGCGCCUGGGCAGGGAGGUGCGGACGCUGCGGGGGCUCCAGAAGCAAGGCAACUGUUUCCUUGCUGCUGUCAACUGCCUGCGGUUGAUCCGGCCGGAAUACGCCUGGAUAGUGCAGCCAGCUCCUGGAGCAGUGUACGAGCGCCCCGGAGCAUCCCCAAAGAGAAGCCACGACGGGGAGUGCGCGGCUGUGCCAACAAGUCGCCAGAUCGACAUCCUGGAGCUGGAGGACCUGGAGAAGGAAUGUGUGCUGUCCCGCAUCCGGCUGACGCUGGUGCAGCAUGACCUGUCCACAGCGGCUGUGGCAGGCAAUUCCACACCCGAGGAAACGGUUGCUCUCCUGGUGCGGGCCGGGCUCUUCGACACGGCCAUCACUCUGUGCCAAACCUUCAAGCUGCCUUUGACACCCAUCUUUGAGGGACUCACCUUCAAGUGCAUCAAGCUGCAGCUGGGAGGGGAAGCAGCGCAGGCAGAGGCCUGGGAGUGGUUAGCAGCAAACCAGCUCUCUGCCCUGGUUACCACCAAGGAGUCCAGUGCCACAGAUGAAGCCUGGCGCCUGCUCUCAUCCUAUCUGGAGCGGUACCCGUCCCAGAACAGCCUGUACCAUCGCUGUGUCAUCAACAAGCUCCUGGCACACGGCAUCCCUCUGCCCAACUGGCUCAUCAACAGCUACAAGGAGGUGGAUGCUGCCCAGCUCCUGCGGCUCUAUCUCAACUAUGACCUGCUGGAGGAGGCGGUGGAUUUGGUCCUGGAGUACGUGGAUGCUGUGCUGGGCAAAGGGCACCGGUACUUUGGAAUCGAGUUCCCACUCUCAGCCACGGCCCCCAUGGUGUGGCUGCCCUACACCGCCAUCGACCAGCUGCUGCAGGCGCUGCGGGAGAGCACCACCAACCACCACAGCGUGGAGCUCUACCAGAAGCUCUCGGAGAAGAUGGAGGACUACCAGCAGAAGGUGAGCGUGGCCACCCGGGACCGCCUGUACCGCCGCAGCUAGAGCCAGCCCCAUAGCCCACGCCUGCAGGGGUAAACGG
Messenger RNA from Pezoporus flaviventris, 4252 nucleotides. It is a transcript of the gene NUP160, whose product is annotated as nucleoporin 160. Bases 31 to 4215 code for a protein of 1394 amino acids. NCBI's taxonomy places the organism in Eukaryota, Metazoa, Chordata, Aves, Psittaciformes, Psittacidae. The transcript has 35 exons. Gene Ontology annotation, cellular component: nuclear pore. The record is from RefSeq and is a predicted model, not a curated record. Gene Ontology annotation, molecular function: structural constituent of nuclear pore.